AUGGAUGCUAGAAAUCCGGUCGAGUUGCCUGUCGGCGAUGCACGCAAGAAAUUGGAAUCGUUAAUCAAGCGCGCCGCUGCAAAAGAUGCUAUUAAGGACUACAAUGCGGCUGCGGAACUCUACUCAGAAGCUACUGAAAUUCAGGCUCACUUGAACGGAGAACUAUCCCUCGAGAACGCCGAUCUUCUGUUCACCUACGGGAAAGCUUUAUACAACGUCGCUAUUAGCAAGAGUGAUGUUCUCGGCUCAAAGGUCGCCGGGAAGACGCAACCGCAGCCGGUGCCAGAAGAAAAGGGCGCUCCAGUCAAACCGGUCCCGGUUGCUGAUAACCUCAUCAAGAAUGCCGUGUCUUCAAGCUCCUCGAUCCAGGAAAUGAAGCCCCGGGAAGUGGUUUCACAAGACGCCGGGAGCAAAGCGUAUUUCCAGUUUACUGGCGACGAAAAUUUCGACACUGACUCGGACGAGGAUGACGACAAUGUUGCUGCUGCUGCGGAAGAAGAAGAAGAAGAAGAUGAUGAUGAUGACGAUUUCGCAAACGCUUUCGAGGUCCUUGACUUGGCUCGGAUCCUCUAUCACAAGAAGUUGAACGCUUUUGAAGAAAAGAAUGGGAAAGGCAAAUCCACAGAUUCUGUACCGGAACUCAAGGACAUUAAGGAGCACUUGGCUGAUACAUACGACCUCCAAGCUGAGAUUUCACUAGAGGGCGAGAGAUUUUCAGAUGCUGUCACAGAUCUAAAGACAGCACUCGAACUCAGACAGUCGCUGUUUCCAAUGGAAGACCCAUCGAUUGCUGAAUGUCAUUACAAACUGUCUCUUGCCCUUGAGUUCGGCGCCGUUAAGCAUGAUGAUGAAUCAGGAGGUGAAAUCAAGCCUGUCAAGGUGGAUGAGGAAAUGAGGAAAGAGGCAGUCACUCAAAUGGAAAGAGCUAUUGAGAGUUGCAGUGUCAGAAUGGCUCAAGAGCAGAAAAAGAUGGAAACAGAUGAUUCCUUGGAUGAGGACAAGCGUACAGCUCUAAACCGGAGAAUAGCCAAUGUGAAGGAAAUUAUAUCAGACAUGGAGCAGAGGCUGCUCGAUCUUCGACGUCCACCGGUAUCUGUCGAGAAGGGACUCGAGGACCAGGAUGAAAAUAUGAUCAAAGGAAUUCUGGGGCAAAUCAUGGGCGAGUCGGACAGCAGCAAACAGACCCUGCUUGACGUUGCUACACAAAAUGCCACCGAUCUCUCCGCAUUUGUCAAGCGCAAGCCAGCCAGCAGCAGGCCAUCCCAAUCGGAUAACUCUGCUUCAAAGCGCCCUGUACAAGGGGAUGCAAUUAAAGGAGACCCCAAGAGACCUCGAGUGGAUGAUGGCGAUGCAGAGGCCAAUUGA
This is a messenger RNA of Aspergillus mulundensis, 1365 nucleotides long. Its product is annotated as SHNi-TPR domain-containing protein. The record is from RefSeq and is a predicted model, not a curated record. Gene Ontology annotation, cellular component: nucleoplasm. Gene Ontology annotation, biological process: DNA replication-dependent chromatin assembly; CENP-A containing chromatin assembly. NCBI's taxonomy places the organism in Eukaryota, Fungi, Ascomycota, Eurotiomycetes, Eurotiales, Aspergillaceae. Gene Ontology annotation, molecular function: histone binding. Bases 1 to 1365 code for a protein of 454 amino acids. The transcript is spliced from 2 exons.